AACAAUGUCUGACCAGGCAGAGGCGCUCCGCGCACAGGUGGCGUCCGUGGUGGAGACGGCGGAGAUGUACUUUGGCGCUGACAAGGAGGCCCGCCUGGCGGCCGAGUCGCAGGCUGCGCUGGAGGCGCUCGACGCAGCGGCCGAUGAUGUGUUGACAACGGCCGAGGUGCUGACGCUCCGUGGGCAGGUCCUCAAUGCGCCCGACGCGUACUCGGCCGACGCCGAGGCCGCUCUGUCCAAGGCCGUCAAGCUCGCGCCCGAGUGCGUCGAGGCGUGGAACGCGCUCGGUGCUGUGUUCUGGAAGAAGAAGGCGUAUCAGGAGGCCAAGGACUGCUUUGAGGGCGCGCUGGCUGUGGCAGAGAACGCUGACUCGCUGCGCAAGCUCUCGAUGGUGGAGCGCCACCUCGGCGGCUCCGGCGCCAAGCUCCGGACCGCCGUCGCUUCGUCGGUCGCCCACGCCAAGCGCGCCACCGCGCUCGACAUUACCUCCCCGGCAUCGUGGUACUCGCUCGGUAACGCCCACCUGACGCAGUUCUUUACCUCGACCCAGGACGUCUCGGAUCUGGCCCACGCGCUCAAGGCCUACGCCCGCGCCGAGGCUGCCGGCUACGCCGCCCACCCGGACCUGCACUUUAACCGCGCGCACGUGUACAACUACAUGCUGCGCUUCCAGGAGGCAUACGACGGAUUCCGCCUCGCCCACAAGCUUGACCCGUCGUGGACCGCCGCUGCCACUCUCGCUACAGACCUUGCCCGCGACGUCACCAAGGUGCAGACCCUCAUCGCCAAGCGUGCCUCGCUUCGCGAGAAAAAGGUCAAGGCUGCUGCAGCGUCGCUGACCCCGCUGCGCAUCCUGCGCGAGCGGACCCAUGUGACGCUUGCUCAGCUCGGCGCAGGGCCUAACCCCGGCGGUGCCGUCGCCGUCAAGGUCAUGGCCACCGUCGUCCGGGCCAACAACAUUCCCCAGACCUUUGUCGUUCUCGAUCCUGAGGCCACCUUUUCCACCGUCUCGAUCUACAACAUGCGUGACGGUGCUAUUUCCGUCGGUGACGAGCUCUGGAUCGCGGAUCCGUUUGUCUGCGCCGUCUCUCUUGAUCCCGAGGCCCCGCUUCCGGACGUCACCGCCGACGCCCCGCCUGCCGCCCCCGAGGGCAAGGGCAAGGACGACGCCGAGGACGCCGCCGACGCCGCCGACGCCGCCUCCUCCACCGCUGCCACGUACACCUCGAUCCGCAUCGACAAGCCCAACGAUCUCUGGAUCAACGGCCGCUCUGUCGAGGCCAGCGGCGGCAUCGAGGCCCAGUCCAACCUUCUGUUCUCGGCCAAGGACUCGGACAACCAAUGA
Thecamonas trahens ATCC 50062 is the source of this 1345-nucleotide messenger RNA. RefSeq names its product tetratricopeptide repeat domain 5. The record is from RefSeq and is a predicted model, not a curated record. NCBI's taxonomy places the organism in Eukaryota, Apusomonadida, Apusomonadidae. Bases 5 to 1345 code for a protein of 446 amino acids. Gene Ontology annotation, molecular function: protein binding. The transcript has a single exon.